Messenger RNA from Racocetra persica, 395 nucleotides. The record is from the annotation of a GenBank genome assembly. NCBI's taxonomy places the organism in Eukaryota, Fungi, Glomeromycota, Glomeromycetes, Diversisporales, Gigasporaceae.
GCUUGGUCAUCUUAUUGGCCCCGCCAAGUAUCAUAGCUCAUGGAACUGAUAGUAAUAAAAUUCCUCCUCCACCUUCUGUAUAUGCCACAGACCAUUCGACUUUAGCCACUGGAAACAUAGGCCUUGGAUUCGGGCUUACUGCUCUUGCAGCAUUUUGCUCUGCCCUAGGUUCUUUCGCACCAUUAUUAGAUCUUAUAUUUCCAUAUUUUUCGUGGACUAAAGAUUUUCAAAUCACGCAGUCAAAAGGCUUUCUCGCUGGCUCGUUAUCAUUUGCUGCUGGAAUAUUAUUAUUUCUCACGUUAGGCGAUCUUUACCCUGAGGCGAUAUCAUCAUUCCAGAAUUCAAAACUUUUCGAUCCGAAAUAUGCUGACAUUGUGGCCGCUUCUAUAUUCAUU